GAGAGGUUAUGGUAAAACAGAGAUUCAAGUGUUACACUUUCACAGUGCUCUUCAUGAGAAUCAUUGUAAAUGUAAAUCAUUGGCUUGACUGUUCACUGUAGAUUUACCAUUCAGAUGUCACUAACCAGUCACUAACAUACACACUUCAUCAUACCACUGCCGGUGCCACAGCAUCCCACACACAGACUGGGUUCCUUGCUGUACUUUCUGAUUUCCCUAACGAGUCUUACUUGAUUGGAUAGGUGAGGUCAAAUGCAGAGGGAAGGGGAACGGUGUUGUUGUUGAUGGCAGGUGCAUCGGACAUAUCUGGCCAAACCUGACGGGGAGAAAUGGAGACGGACAAAGCGGUGUUGUGUGAGAGCCUUAUUAUUUGGCUCCAGACCUUUAACACUGGGUCACCAUGUACAGCUGUAGCGGAGCUGACCACUGGCGUCGCCAUGUCUCAGGCCUUGCAUCAGAUAGAUCCAGCGUGGUUCAGUAAAAGUUGGCUCGGUCGCAUUAAAGAAGAUGUUGGGGAUAACUGGAGACUCAAAAUGAACAACCUGAAGAAGAUCCUUCAGAUGAUGGUGGAUUACUACAAUGAGGCCCUGAGCCAGCAGAUCCAGGAGUUUCCAUUGCCAGACCUGGUGAAGGUGGCAGAACACUCAGACCCUGUAGAACUUGGACGACUGCUGCAGCUCAUACUGGGCUGUGCUGUCAAAUGUGAACGCAAACAAGAGUACAUCCAGGUCAUCAUGACUCUGGAGGAGUCCGUACAGCAUGUGGUGAUGACAGCCAUUCAGGAGCUGAUGAGUAAAGAGAACAUGGCCCAGUUUGGAGCAGAGCCACCGGGGGAUGUAGAAUCACAGUUGAAGAAGGCUCUUGAGGACCUGGCGGAUCUGAUGUCAGAGAAGGAGGAACUAGCCCAGCGCUGUCAUGAGCUCGACGUACAGGUGACGGUCCUUCAGGAGGAGCGGAACAGCCUAUUAGCUGAGAACGAUGUGCUGACGGACCGAGCCAAUCAGCUGGACGCAUUUGAUGACCCAAGCACGCCCUCCGGACGGAAACACAGCCAGCUACAGAUACAGCUAGAGACACUACAGGAGGAGAACUUCAGGUUAGAGGCAGCUAAGGAUGACUACCGGAUCCACUGUGAGGAGUUGGAGAAGCAGCUGAUCGAGGUUCAGCAUCGUAACGACGAACUUACUAGCCUGGCCGAGGAGUCACGAGCACUUAAAGACGAACUCGACAUCCUCAGGAGCUGCUCAGACCGUGCUGUGAAGCUGGAGGCGUCAGUGGAGACAUACAGGCGUAAACUGGAAGACCUGGGAGAUCUGAGGAGACAAGUCAAACUGCUGGAGGAGAAGAACAUGACCUACAUGCACAACACUGUCAGUCUGGAGGAGGAGCUACGCAAGGCUAACACUGCCCGCGCACAGCUAGAGACAUACAAGAGACAGGUCCAGGAGCUACACCGGAAGUUGUCAGAGGAGUCUCGGCGGGCAGACAACCUGGCCUACGAGAUGAAGAAGUUUGAGGAGAAAUACGACGCUGUAAUGAAGGAGAAAGAGAAGAUCAUCAUUGAGCGAGACUCUCUGAAGGAGACCAAUGAAGAGCUACGCUGUAACCAGGCUCAACAAGACCAGCUCCGACAAGCAGGGAUGGCAGGGAUGCCAGCUGGCAGUCCAAGCCAUGAUAACCUUGCUGCUGAAAUCCUACCUAUAGAGUACAGGGAGAAGUUUAUUCGGCUCCAGCAUGAGAAUAAGAUGUUGCGUGUGCAGCAGGAGGGAUCAGAGAAUGACAAGAUCUCUGACCUACAGACACUGCUAGAGGAGGCACACCGAACACGCUCUAAACUGGACACUGAGAACAGGUUAAACCGGGAGAGAGUCACUGAGCUGCAACAGCAGGUAGAGGAUCUACAGAAAAGCCUACAGGGCCAGGGGGCCAAGACUGAUGAUUCUCACCUGAAGAGGAAACUGGAUGCUCAUAUGGUGCAACUGAACGAGGCGCAGGAUGAGAUCAUGAAGAAGAAAGAACUGCUGGAGGACCUGCAGCCAGACAACACACAGACCUCUCUGAGACUGGAGGAGCUAAUGGCUGCUCUGAAGAAGAAGGAUGAUGAUAUGAGAGCCAUGGAGGAGAGAUACAAGAUGUAUCUGGAGAAAGCACGCAAUGUGAUCCGUGCGUUGGACCCCAAGCUGAACCCAGCCACAGCAGAGAUCCAGGCUCUGAAGAACCAGCUGAUGGACAGAGACAAGAGGAUCCUCAGUCUGGAGAGGGAGUGUGAGCAGGCAAAGCUGAGAGAGUAUGAGGAGAAGCUGAUUGUAACAGCAUGGUACAACAAGAGUCUGAGCUUCCAGAAGCUGGCGAUCGAGGCCCGUCUGGGGGGUCGCUCCACCUCUAUGGUGCCCCCCGGUCAGUCCUUCCUGUCCCAGCAGCGCCAGGUCACCAACGCCACCCGCAGGACCCUCUCUGUCAGCGUGCCUGCCACCACCGCUAACUAAACCUGGGAUGGGUGACUACUGAGGUGGGCCACUGUGUAUACAGGCUUAAAGUUAAACCAUCAUUAGUUUAAUAAGGUGUGUUCGUGCUGGGCUGGAACAGAAGCCUGCUGACACGGCGGCCCACUAGGACCGGGGUCUCCCACAUCUGAAGUAAACAAACAAAUGGCUCCUCUCUCACUCCCUUCCACAAGUGCACACUCAAGUGACCUUAAGCACACUAGCUCUCAGCCCCUGGGGAGGGGACAAGCAUGCACUGACUGAUGUGAACAUGAGCACUUGGUGUAGUCAGGUUCCCUCUUCCUCACUGAUACACUGUACAGUAAUAUACCGCACAGUAGCACACAACAGCACUGUUGCUUAUAAUCACCUGGAAUGAGUUUGGUCUGAGUUGACAACCCUAUCCACAUUAUUGGCUUUAGCCUAGCACAGAACACUGACUGAGCCCUUCAAUAUACCUGUGUUAGUCUAGAUAGCAUCAAGCUCUGACUGGAAUGCCUAUUGAACGAACCUUGAUUCUUAAUCUCGACCUCCUGACACGCUGUAUAUUAUGUCAGGGAUAUGUCAUUUAUUCCGUCUAUGAAUGCGCAAAAAAAUACAAUUGGAGCUUGUAAGACAUGUGGUCUUAAAUGGCUUAUUUGAAUGCUAUUACCAACUGAAUAUAAGUGAUAUUCUAAAAUGUUUUCAUACUUUACAAAAUGAUGAAUCAACAACACUAUGCAGUUAAAGGAUGUAACAAACAACCUAUCAACCAUUGGACUAAAGAGAGAGUUUGACCUCUGAUCUUCCUCCUCUGAGUUGUCACAAUCACCGGGGAUGAAUGGAGCACAGAUAACUGAGAAAUAGCUGUAUUUGGUGCUGGCCACCAAAUGUCCAUUACUAGUUUCUUACACAAAAGUAGGAAGUCUAUACUGCAGACCUGUGUCAAUAUCCUGAUGUCAUACUGACAUAUAUCGCUGGUGCGGCAGCCGCGAAUCAAUUCAUCAAAUCAGAAAUCCAGGACUAUUUAUGUUAUUUAUUUUCUAUGUGUUAACUGUGAUCUGUACUAGAAUUUACUGCAUGCUCUAAUGGAAUACUGUUGGGCCUUUAUAUUCUCUGAAUGUCUUGUCUAGAUGAGUAGUAAGGUUUCAACAGUAUAAUCUAUACAGCACUACUGUUAUCAGGGUUCAAACACCAGCUUGGCAUUUAUGGGCCAGUUUCACAAACCCAGAUUAAAUUAUAGUUAGGUUAUGAAAUAUUGAAAUGUGGAUUAAUUCAACCUUGUCCUGGAUGUAUUGCAUCUGCAAUUGUGGACACAGCUCCUAGAUUUAAAUAUUCUUCCUCUCUGAUGAAGCGAAAAUGCUGUGACAACCUCUUUGAAUGUCUUUAAAUUUGUUUGGGCACAUUUGGCCUUCCUCUGUACCCACAAUGCAUCUGGGGAUUGAGUUUGAUGCAUCUUGGCUUGAGGUGCACUGGGAUAUCUGAAUGAAACAAAUGUCUCUUUAAAAUAGCUAUCCACUGAUGUUGUGAUCCCUACUGGGUUGGAUUGCUAGCCUUAUAGUGAGGCUUACUUUAGCUCAAGGCAAGCAAUUAGCUAGAUGUUGGAUUUGUUGUUUUGGGAAAAUGUGAAAUUCUUGUAUGUCAUGUGCUGCUGCUUACAUUUUAUACACACACUUCAGCUAAAACGAUUUGGCCUCUAGACUCUAGAGCAGCGUACAAAGCUGAUUUCACAGCUCAGUUGUAUUUUUUUUGCAGUGGAUAGUACUUGUACAUCUACUGAUUCACAUACAUACAAUGCCAUGUAUACAGAGAUCAGAGCAGUACUAGGAAAUGAGAUCUGAACAACAUUGUUUGGAUAGUAGGCUACUUGUUCAUUGUGUUUAGUGGGAAAAUAAGUGUGAAGGCCUUUUCAUGUACUGUAAAGAAUAAAGUCUUUUCAAAGUGU
Molecule: messenger RNA, 4407 nt
Organism: Salmo salar (Atlantic salmon)
Lineage: Eukaryota; Metazoa; Chordata; Actinopteri; Salmoniformes; Salmonidae
Gene: hook1
Product: hook microtubule-tethering protein 1
Biological process (GO): cytoplasmic microtubule organization; cytoskeleton-dependent intracellular transport
Cellular component (GO): cytoplasm; centrosome
Molecular function (GO): dynein light intermediate chain binding; microtubule binding
Source: RefSeq, a predicted model, not a curated record